This is a messenger RNA of Mesocestoides corti, 5277 nucleotides long. The record is from the annotation of a GenBank genome assembly. Lineage: Eukaryota; Metazoa; Platyhelminthes; Cestoda; Cyclophyllidea; Mesocestoididae.
AUGCCAUUGCUCAACGGCGAACAAUUUGUGAAACAACAGCCCCCACCCAACCUUGAUCCCAAUGAAGAAGUUUUCUUUUCACCGAUUACUUACGAGGUUUUUCGAGACUAUGAUGAAUUUUUUGAACGGACAAUCCUUCUCAACAGCCUGACAUGGAGCUGCAGUUUCUGCGGAAAGCGUCAGCUCACGUACACCGAAGCCCAGGCCUGCGAGCAAGCCGACGAGAACCAGUUGGCCACCUUCGGAGUUGGUCUUUCUCGCGGCCUCCUGCACAUCAUGCUUCACUCCCGGCGACGACGUCUCUCCGAGCUUGUCGACUUGCUGGUGUCAUUCAGUGUGUCGCGAUUUUUCGUUGGUGAAAAACUUAAUGUCAAAAGACCGGAUAACAGCCUGGAGCACUUUGUUGUGGUCGAACGAGUUAUCCUGCCUCCACAGCCCGGUCAAUCGAAGAACAAUUCCGAAGACACGGAAAGUGAAGGCUCCAGCGUUUCCGAGGUCUCAGGCAUGCCGGAUCCCAAGUCGAUAAAAUACGUCGUCCGUUCCGCCAGCCCCACUGACGAAUCCACUGGUUCAACCCUCAUUCUUCCCUCCUCGGCCCUGCAAAGGCCCGCGAGGAAUUACAUUAACCGCGACCGCAUCAAAUUCUUUAUCCGUCAAACCGGUCAACUGGAAAGCCAGAUUUUCGUCCCUCGUGAAUCGCUUCUGAGGCAUUUUAAUCUCUACCCGAAGGGCUCACUCAGGUGGGCUGACAUCUUCGCCGACCCAGAGCUGCGGUGGUUCGACCUCACGCCACCGCGCACCGCGUCUGGCCGUGACAAAGUUGUGCAUUCAAAAGGCCUCUUAAAAGGCGCGCCGAGAUCGGGCAAGACAUCAGAGAAUUCAUGUGGUCUGACGAAAUCAGUAGGUGGCUCCGCCAAUCAGCAGUCGUCGGAGAGCACGUGGGACGCCCAGCGUCUCACGCGCAUCGAACGCAUGGAGCUGGAGCGCACGUGGUCCCUCCUGCGAAAACGCGAUGACCUUGACCUCUCAGACCUGGUUCCCCUGCCUUCCUUCACACCCCUCCGACUUCGUCUCAUUCCUCUGGAAGACUUCGGGACUUGCCUGCAGGUGUAUGAGUUCUACCACGUCUUCGGGGGCUUGCUGCGUCUCCCUGUCCCCGGUUUCGCGUCCCAGGCCACAGACGGUGCCGCUGCCUCGCCGUCAGCGUCGUCGAUCGGACAGCCGUGUCUGAUGUCCGAUGAAGAGACGGGGGAGAGGAGUGCACGGCUAACUUGGGACGUGCUCGAAGAGGUUCUGCUCAGCACAGAUCCCAUGGGCCCUCUCGCGGAUGUUCUGUUGGGUCUUCUGGGUGCGAUUCGUCGGCUUGAGAAUGAAACGAACGGCCGCCAACUGCCGCCCACCGCAGAAGCCGCAGCUGCCUCGACUGUUUCGGCCAUCGCCACCCUCGAGGCCGGUCUGCCGCUCGCCUACGCCGGCAUCCUCACCGGCCUGGGCUCCUCCCAGGAGUACUCCACGAUGCUCACCGAGUCCCUGCUCUGCGACCACGCGCUCGCGCUGAUCUUCCGCGGCGCCGCCGACACCACCCGACAGGCCGAGCUCGUGGGCGUGCCGCCCGCCCACCCCGCGCUCACGUCGCGUGCGGAGCGCGCGGCCCUCGCCCUCGGCGGCCAGGCUGCGGCUGCCGCGUCGGUGGGCGGCGGCGCUCCCGACGCACCGACGCCCAAUCGGUCCGCGGCGGUGCGCGCGUGUGCGCUCGCGUGCGCCGUCGGCGCCGCCUCGCUGCCUCCGCUCGACCGCGCCGGCCUCGCCGACGCCUUGUGGCUGCACAUCACCACGGCGCCUGCCAAGGCGGGCGGCUGGCGAGGCGGCAUCUGGGGUGGCACGCGCCCUCUUGACGACCCCUGUGUCGAGCUCAUCCGACGCCACAAGGACCUCGUCGACAAACUUCGAGUCGAUCCGAUCUACUCGUGGUCGCUUCGUGAGCGCUUGACCCUGAUCACCACGCUGAUGGACGAGCUGCUGAUGCAGCCGCAGCUGCGCGAGCGGAUGGACGAGGGCUUCGAGCGGGUUCGACAGCUUCGGCUGCAGUUGAGGGGCAUUCAGGCGGAGCGCUACAAGCUCUACGGCGGCAACGCCAACAUCGCCAACAUGCUCUACGGAUUCUCGCCUUCGACGCUGAUUUCAAGCUGCGACAACUGGCUCACCGGCACGCCGCCCAUUCUCCGCAACAACAUGAACCGCCCCCGCAAAAAGACCAUCGAGGCGGCGAAGGCAAAGAUCGCCGCCGAGUACAGCAACGCCAAAGGGUCUGCCACUGAUUCUGACAGUCAAAAGGCGGGUUCGGAAGCGGAGGGCGAGACAUCAGCGCCACCACCACCUCCACCGAUCAAUACCUUCAGCAAGGAAUUGGAAGUGGAGGAGCAGGAGUUGUGGGCAUCCGUCCUGAAGACGGCUCGGCGCUUCUCGAUGAUCCCACUGGGGCAGGACCGGGUUUAUAGACGCUACUGGCUGGUGAUGUCUCUGCCGGCCAUCCUUAUAGAGGACACUCUCCAAGAGCUUUCGUCAACCAGAGCCACUUCAAUGACUCCUGCCAAGAAGACCGAGGGCACUUCUGUGCAGCCGCUUCGCGUCCGCGGACGCCAAGUCUGCGCCUCAGCAACCCUCGGUUCGAGUCCGGCGCAGGCUGCGCGAACCAUUCAGCAGGCAAUAGACACCCUGUUGACGAACUCCCUCGAAGACGAACAGUGGCAGAACCCCCGACUGCUCGAUCGUGACUCACUGAUCUCCCAGUUGUCGAUCGAUUUGCCCCACAACAGGGAGGCCCUGCCCAUGGAGCAGCUCAAAAAUCUCGUCCAUCCAGCUCGUCGCAGCAACCCAUUGGUGGACGCGGAUCACCCGGCUGUCACUCAGGUGGAGAAGCUGCAGCGCAACCCCCCACGCUGGUCCGUUCUCCUUCCCCUGUCCCACUCGUCAUCAUCACCAUCACCGUCAGACGACUCACACGACGAGUCGACGAGGGACUCGCUGGCCCUCGAUCGAUACCGUGGCGCACGACUCGCCAUCGAUCAGCUGGAGGCCUCACUGAAUCCACGUGGCACGCGAGAGUCGCAUCUGCGCAAGUCCGUCUGCCAGUUGCGGCCAAUCCUCAUAAAGGUCGUGGCUGAUUGUCCCACAGAAUUGCUCGUAGCCAGUGAAUCACUGAAGCCGCCCGUCGGUAAGGAACCAGACAGCGUGCUACUGUCGUGGUUGGAGGCAACAGCUCGUGGAGUUGCUAUGCGUUUGGGUGUUCCACUUUCCACGCCCAACGCGGCUGCAGACUCGGAGGAGAAUGUCGCUCCUAACUGCGAGGAGGCAAAACAGUCGUCGAAGUUUCAGGAGUUGGUGCAAAUGAUCCUCUCUAUCGGCAACGCCAUCGGUCCGAGACGCCUCGCCGCCCCGUUGAGUGCUGAUGAUCGCUCCCUCCGUGGGUCUCUUCCUUCAACCGCCUCGCUGUCGUGUCUGGACUCCCUGGACGACUCCAACAAUCCACCCUCCCCGUGCUCCCGCCUUUCGUCUUCUAACGCCGACCUCAAGUCCCUCGAAAACGGCUUCGCCGCGACAACCACGGGCUUCCAGCGGUGGUGCGCCUGCGUCCAAUCCGCAACCACCACCUCCCAGCUGCACCUCCUCGUCCGAGCGCUGGAGCGGGCAGCGCGGAGGGCCAAUCGGGGCGGGCGAGGAGUUCCCGCGGCCAUCGGCAGCUACGCCACCCGGUUUCGACUGCCAGAAACCCGAUGCACCGCGUGUCGCGGUUCACCGGACACAGCCGCCCCGAACACCACCCACCCCUCGCCCCCACUGACUCCGUUUUCUCUUUGCGGUGGUUGCGCCUGUCCUUUCCACGUGGACUGUCUGCUCAACUCGCUCUCGCGUCAAUCCACCUCACGCUCCCUGCGAAACCGCCUCCGCACACCCCAGGAGUUUUCCUCGCUUGCUCAAACAUUUGCCGUCUACUCCCUCCUGCCCUGUCAAAUCACCACCACGGCGUCCGCUCGCCAGGAUGCGCUCAGGAGCGCCACUCUGCUCUGCGAUCGCUGUAGACGCCUGUCUGGGUGUGACGUCAAGGAGAAGUUCGCAGAUCCCCUGCCGAACGAACUUCUCGAAGCCGUGGAAAUGAAGGCGGAACUUGUAGAGCAGAUGGAGGAAAGCCUGAGGGAAGAGCUUGAUGAAGAGAUGUCUGUUAGCAGCAAGAAUACAAAUCUGACGCCCUUACUCGACGGUCAGCGCCCGCCGUUCGAUGAGGCGUCUACCCUGAACGGUGAACAGGAGAGCGAUGCCAACAGCGACACCCAGUUCCAUCCCGUGGGGAGACGCCGUCGCCAUGGACGUCCUCGACGUUCCUCCCCCUAUCUCACCACGCCCUCCUCAUCGCCCCCUCGUCGCAGUCGCCCACCCAAACGUCCCCGAUACCUCGACGACUACGAGGCCGACACGUCUCCCUCGAUGGUAGCGUCUCCGGCUGUUGGUGAAGAGGGCGACGACGACGGCACUUGGAAACCACCUGCUCCAGCAUCCCUCGAACAGCUCUCCGUCAUCUCAACCGAUGACGUCUUGUACGAAGACGAAGUUGAGGCGUUUGUAGACCUCAAGACGAAAGCGAAGACUCGUGGACGUCCAAACGGAAGUUACGGGGGUGGGAAGGAGCCUUCAACCGCGCUGAUCGGGAGGUAUAGUCAGCCCCCGCGACGCAGCCGUCCACUCAGGCCGGACAUCCAACCUCAAGCGACGCGCACGCUCCCCGCAGACGAGACGGUGGAUGCGGCGCACCACCUCGUGGACACCCCAGUCGCAGCCUCCGGACCUGGACCGAUCCAGUCGCAGCAGGCUGCAGAGCGCCUUCUGGCGGAGAUCUCCGCGUUGUCCGUCGCCCGACCCCUGCUCCGAUGCGCGCUCAGCAAGACCGUCCAAGCGGAGGCGCCAAACAAACCCUCAGAGCACCACCAACACGCCCAUCGAACACGACGCUCCGUGGAAGUGAACAAACCCUCUACCAGUCUCUACGCCUACGAUCUGGAAAGCCUGAAGGAUCUGCUCACUCAAGGGGCCUUACCCGGCGGUCCUAGAGAAAUUGUCCCCCAAUUGCGGCUUCUCACCAUGCACUGGAUGGCGUGCAAUCGUCCGGGCAGCCGGCUCCACGGCUGUGCUCAAGACGUGUCCGCAUUUCUCGAGAAACGGCUGUCCGAACUGUCCGGAGAAAAGGUAGGGACUGCCUCCGUGGCCUCAGUUCCCAACCAUUGA